This is a messenger RNA of Penaeus vannamei (Pacific white shrimp), 1032 nucleotides long. Lineage: Eukaryota; Metazoa; Arthropoda; Malacostraca; Decapoda; Penaeidae. The record is from RefSeq and is a predicted model, not a curated record.
AUGUCCGAGUCGCCCGGCCCACGUCACCUUGAACGGCCGGGAUCCGAGCCCGCGCCGUCCAGGGUUCCCUCGUUGGAGAACCGGUGUCGAGGCCGAGCAUCUCCAGCGGUGGAACUCCCUGGCCUCGGUGACCUUGAAGCUCCCGUCGCCGGUGAGGUUGAAGGUCAUCGUCAUGCAGUCGCUGGAGGUGCUGAAGAUCUCUUUCAGUGUAUUGGAUCUUUUUUCAGUGUGAGAACCUUGGACAACCCCGCUCGACCUCUCGUCCCGAACGCCAUUGCUGCCGGCGGGAUCCACUGCCGGCCUGCUCAGCCCCUUCCUCAGGACCUGGAGGAAUGGGUUCAAGGAGCUGGCGAAGACGGUUUCAUCUUCUUCAGUCUAGGAUCUGCUCCAUCGGAUAUGCCCGAGGAGUACCGCCAGGUCUUAGUGAAGGUGUUUGGGUCCCUGAAGCAGCGCGUGUUGUGGAAGUGGGACCAGGAGGACAUGCCCGACCUACCCCCCAACGUGCGGCUCGGGAAGUGGCUCCCGCAGCAAGACAUUCUAGGCCACGCGUCCCUCCGCCUCUUCAUGACACACGGCGGACAACUGAGCACAAUGGAGUCCACGUACCAUGGCAUCCCGGUUCUUGGCUUGCCCGUGAUGGGGGACCAGCACACCAACAUGGUUCAGGUGGCGAGGGAGGGCUGGGGCAAAGUCAUCUUCUGGGACCAGCUGUCAGAGGAGGUCUUGACGGAAGGGAUUCGCUCGGUCAUGGACGAUCAGAGCAUGAGACAAGAAGCAAAGCGACGCUCCCGAGUGAUGAAGGAUCAGCCUCAGCCCGCGGGGGAAGUCGCAUCCUACUGGGUGAACUACGUCAUCAGGCACAAGGGAGCGCCUCACCUGCGGUCGCCCGUGGUCGCCAUGGCGUGGUACCAGGUCGUCGAUGUGAUGACCGCGGCGGCAGUGGCGAUCGGGAUCACGUACCUCCUCGUGAAGCUCCUCGCCGUAGGAUGCGCGAGACUCUGCUCCUCCAAGGGCAAGCGAAAGCGCGACUAG